Messenger RNA from Gavialis gangeticus (Gharial), 1918 nucleotides. RefSeq names its product pentraxin 3 (gene PTX3). Gene Ontology annotation, biological process: innate immune response. The transcript has 3 exons. Lineage: Eukaryota; Metazoa; Chordata; Crocodylia; Gavialidae. Bases 257 to 1543 code for a protein of 428 amino acids. Gene Ontology annotation, molecular function: complement component C1q complex binding. The record is from RefSeq and is a predicted model, not a curated record.
AGAAUGCAAACCUUUAAGAUCCAAGAUUGUGCAACUCGCACGCCUCCCCCUGCUCCCAUCCAAAAAAAAUAAUAAUCAGAAGCACUCUUAUUACAGCAUUGGCACAAGUAUUACUCAUUCAUUCAAGUUCAGGCACUCAGAGUAUUUAUUAAGGGUUUUCUGUGUUCCAUUCUCAGUCUCCUCUCUGCUAGGGUCUGACUGACUCAGAGACCUUUAAGUCAAGACGACGAACAGACUUUUAGGAAACAGCUAGAGAAUGCUGUCUCAGAAAAUAUUUUCCUUGAUUAUAGUAUGUUGUGCUUUCGGGACUUCCACUUCUGUACUGGAUGAAGAUGACUAUGAUCUCAUGUAUGAGAAUUUUGACAAUGAAAUUGAAGGUGUCAUUCCUCCUGCUGAAGAAACUCCUUCCUGUGACUGUCAGCAAGAGCACACAGAAUGGGACAAACUCUUCAUCAUGCUUGAGAACUCACAGAUGAAAGAGAACAUGUUACUUCAGUCUGUUGAUGAAAUCCUGAAGGUGGAAAUGCAAACCCUAAAAGUAGAAAUGAUGCAGUUUGUGGCUAACUUUGCUGGCAUGAGCACCACAGCCAUUGAAAAAAUCUCUUCCCAACUGGUGCUACAUGUAGACGAAAUGCUUCUGAAGAAUCACAGACAAGUUCAGGAAUCCAAGAAUCUUCAAGCAUCUGAACAAGGAGAGUUUCUUGAAGAGCUUCUUACGCUGAACCACAAUGUGUCUAAAAGGCUCAGCCAGCUGGAAAGUGUUUGGCAGCAGAGAACUGAAGCAGAGGCUCAAGCUUUUCCACUGCAAGAUAAAUCCACUUACACCAGAGAGGACAAUUUGAUUUUGAAUUCUCUAUGGCAAGAACUACAGGAAACAAGAACUGAACUGAAACAAUCCCAAAAAUGGGCAGCUCAGCACUUGCUGCCAGCAGGAUGUGAAACAGCAAUUUUAUUCCCAAUGCGUUCCAAAAAGAUUUUUGGGAGUGUUCAUCCAACUGUUGCAAUGACACUCCAUUCCUUUACUAUCUGCGUUUGGGUCAAAGUGACAGAAAUGCUGAACAAAACCAUUGUAUUCUCCUAUGGGACAAAGAAGAAUCCAUAUGAAAUUCAACUCUACCUGAGCCAUGAGGCUGCAGUUCUUGCUGUGGGUAGUGACCAGGACAAGUUAAUUACCCAGAACACAGUUUCUGCUGGACAGUGGGUUCAUCUUUGUGGCACCUGGAGCUCAGAGAAAGGGACCACAUCAUUGUGGUUACAUGGAGAUCUUGUGGCUUCCACAUCAGACAUAGCAACUUCACAUAUAAUUCCAGAUGGAGGAAUUUUGCAGAUUGGCCAAGAAAAGAAUGGGUGCUGUGUGGGAGGGGGUUUUGAUGAAACUUUAGCCUUUUCAGGAAAACUAACUGGCUUUAAUAUCUGGGACAGGGUUCUCAGUGAUGAAGAGAUAAAACAGACUACAGGAGAAGAUUCAUGUAAUAUCAGGGGCAAUGUUGUUGGGUGGGGAGUUACAGAGGUUUUGCCCCACGGAGGAGCUCAAUACAUUUAAUAAAGUCUGAAAACCAGCAUCCUGAACUAUAGCUUAAAUGUUCUUAAGAAGAAUGUUCCUAACAACAAUGUACAAACACAAAUGUUCUUAACAAUGUACAAACACAGGAGAGCCUAAUGAACCUGAGCAUCUAAAAUCUCAAGAAAAAUUAGCAUUGUAAGACUACAGAUGAGGGACUGUGGAGGUUGGAUUUGAUCUCUGUUUGCUGUCUUGUCAAAAUACUGAAAAAACACAUCAGAAUGUUAUUGGAAAAGCCAUUCCUGAGCACAGACAGACUGCUGUCAUUCUAGCUUAGUGUUUUCAGGCUCAUAGACAAUGUGAGUCACCUGUGGACAUGUUGGGGCAGGAUUUAGCUCUUAUAAUCCUUCCUAAAUU